Molecule: messenger RNA, 2324 nt
Organism: Homalodisca vitripennis (glassy-winged sharpshooter)
Lineage: Eukaryota; Metazoa; Arthropoda; Insecta; Hemiptera; Cicadellidae
Product: facilitated trehalose transporter Tret1-like
Exons: 4
Coding region: 290-1777 (495 amino acids)
Biological process (GO): transmembrane transport
Cellular component (GO): membrane
Molecular function (GO): transmembrane transporter activity
Source: RefSeq, a predicted model, not a curated record
AUUCUAAGCAUCGAAAACGCACAGAAAACAACGGUAACCAAGUAACAACUGCAAACUAUCGACCCAUUUCUAUCCAUCGCGUAUUUCCAAAAUCCCUGGGAGUAUACUGUUACUAAGCGGAGCGGCUGGCUGGAGAGGCACGUGAAAAGGCGGUUGUUAUUGGAUUUGCCCUGGCCAGGCGGUGGUUAUACAACAUUGUUACGUAACUAUGGACUCGGCGCAGUGUCCUGGCGGCGGUCAUACGAAGAGCAGAUUGAUGCAGAGUGCGUGAGACACUGCAGACGACAAUAUGGCUUCUUCCAGCAGCAAAGAAACCGAUAUUGAGGAGGAAAAGAAGCCCCUUAUCCCCCCAGAAAGCAAAGCUGAACCAGAGAAUGGCUCUAUAUAUAGACAGUUAUUCCUCGGAAUGGUGGUGGUGUUGCCAAGCAUUGCUGCCGGAAUGGCCAUCGGGUUUUCCGCUACCAGUCUUGACAGCAUCCCUAUCACCAUCAGUGAUGGCUCGUGGUUUGCAAGUACUGUCUUCCUCGGAAUAGCAGUUGGGUGCAGCAUGAUCUAUCCUGUAAUGGAGAAAUACGGCAGGAAGCCCAGUUUAAUCAGCAGUUGUAUCAUCGCUAUCGUGGGCUGGCUCUACUUAUCCAUCCGAGCAGGUCCUCCCAGUCUGGGUAAACUGCUUAUUGGUCGCUUCAUCACCGGCGUCUCCGCAGGAAUGACCAGUGCUCCGGCCGCAGCAUACGCUACAGAAUGCCUCUCUGUUGAGAAUGCUGAGCUGCGAGCUGUGCUGAUCACCUGGUCAACCGUCGCCAUGAGUAUCGGUAUCCUCUUUUCUUACGUUAUGGGUGCAAUGCUGGCUUACUACAAAGUCGCCAGUCUUGCCGUUCUCAUCUCCGUCUUUGCAUUUAUCAUGGUGGCAAUAUUCAUUCCUGAGAGUCCGUCAUGGCUACAAUCCAAGGGUCGAACCGGGGAUGCAGAGUGGGCACAGAAGCAACUCAAGAUCAAAGCGCCUGCAAAGCCUACUGAAGGAUCGACGACACAGACAAGCUCUACUGACACCGGAUCCCAACCACAGCUUUCCUUCCUUGAUUCUCUGAAAGAGUUUGAGAAACCAGAAGCCUACAAGCCACUGUUGAUAAUGAUAUUCUUCUUCUUCUUCCAACAGUUUUCUGGUGUUUAUAUCGUGAUCACUUAUAUGGUCGAUAUAACCAGAAUUGCCGGUAUUGUUCUUUUCAACCCGUAUUUUAUCACUGUAGUUGGAGGUACUCUCAUACUUAUAGUUUCUGUUGGAGCCAGUUUCGUUUACCCAAAGACUAGUGUUCGAGCAAUUGCAUGUAUCUCAGGUUUUGGAAUGGCUUGCUCAAUGCUGUUUAUCGCUAUCUACAUAACUGUACGUCGCUCUUGGCUUAUUGGACCUACCUACUCCAUCGUAAACUUCUUACCUUUGCUUGCUCUUCUCUGUAACAUCGUUUGUAGCACUAUCGGAUUCUUAAUCCUGCCCUGGUCCAUGAUCGGUGAUGUAUUUCCCCUUCAAGUCAAAGGGCUCGCAAGCGGAGUCACCACAUCACUAGGUUAUAUCUUCAGUUUUAUAGCUAUAAAGAUGUUCCCUUCUGUCAGCAUGGGUUUGGGAAGUGCUGGAACAUUCUACUUUUUUGGCAUAAUGUCAGUUUUUGGAACCCUAUUUGUUUAUUAUUACUUGCCGGAAACAAGAGGAAAGACCCUUGAACAAGUACUAGAUGGUUGGUCAAAAAAGACAAAAUACGAUCAGCAAGUUGAAACAGCUUAAGCAAGGUUCAGAUGAUUUCUGUUUUGAAAUACUGAGAUCAUUAUCAAUAUCGUGCACAUCUAUGUUAUACUUAAUUUGUUCGAUGUAAUAACAUAAGUUAAGAUAUUAAUAAUUUUACAUAAUAAGCUUCCUUGUUAUCUAUUACAAUGUUUGAGAGAAGAUGUGCUGAAGUGGUUUUACAUUUUUGUUUGAAGUUAUAUAUUUAGUGGGUUACUAUUUGAUUCCAUUACUUUGUACAUUAAGUUUUGAGAGGACAUUAUAUUUGUAUUUCAAUACUUGUUUUUUCAGUGUAUUUUUAUUUUUAUACUUUUUAUAUAUUAUUUUAAAGUGCACUGAGUAUAUUAUUUUCUAUUUUCAUAAGCUUUUGUGAUUUACUUAAACUAGUCUUGUACAUGGCAGUUUAGUGUUCAGAGUGCUUCUAUAAUUGACAGAAACAAAUAAUAUGUUUGUUUAUGAACAGCUCAUGUUUAUAUUAAUUUAACGACUAAACAUAGCGUUUAGUUUUCAUAGAUUGUGUAGCUCCAAAUAAAGUAUUUUGUACUCUGAA